Nothoprocta perdicaria is the source of this 3132-nucleotide messenger RNA. It is a transcript of the gene ANKRD24, whose product is annotated as ankyrin repeat domain 24. Bases 1 to 3030 code for a protein of 1009 amino acids. Gene Ontology annotation, molecular function: actin binding. The record is from RefSeq and is a predicted model, not a curated record. NCBI's taxonomy places the organism in Eukaryota, Metazoa, Chordata, Aves, Tinamiformes, Tinamidae. The transcript is spliced from 19 exons.
AUGGCCACCCGCCGCCUGCUCCUCGACACCAUGAAGCAGAUCUGCCUCUGUGCCGCUGCCUCCUUCGCGAGCCAGGACUGGACCAAGAAUGAUGAGAAGCUCCUGCAAGCUGUGGACUACAAUGAUGCCGGGAGGGUGACCUCACUCCUCCUCCGCAAGGGCCUGGUUGCCACCAAGUUGGACUCAGAGGGCAAAUCUGCGUUCCACUUGGCUGCCAUGCGGGGGAACGUGGACUGCCUCGAAGCCAUGCUGGCCCAUGGUGUGGAUGCCAUGACCAAGGACAGUUCAGGUUACACUGCUCUGCACUUGGCAUCCAAGCACGGCCAUCCGCAAUGUGUGAGCAAGCUGCUGCAGGCUUCCUGCCCUGUGGACGUGCCUGACAACAGCGGCCGGACGGCACUGCACCAUGCGGCUAUCAGUGGUUGUAUCACAUGCUCAGAGAUACUCUGCGAUUUCAAGGCUCCCUUGAACAUCAAGGACAAAGAUGGCUUCACUCCCCUGAUCCUCGCUGCCAAGAUGAGCCACUCAGAGCUGUGCCAGUACCUGCUGCACCGUGGAGCGGCAAUAAACAGCCGAGACCUGCAAGGGAGAACGGCCUUGAUGUUGGCCUGCGAGAAUGGCAGCGUGGAGACUGUGGAGGUGCUCGUCAACGCGGGCGCCCAUGUGGCUGUGGUGGACUCCAUGGGCCACGACGCGGCUCACUACAGCCUGGCCACGGGCAACGCUCUCAUCCAGCAUUUCCUGCAAGAGGCGGCGCAGCGCCGGUCCUGGGCCAGCGAAGAGGAGUCGACUGGGCAGACAUCUCAGGCAUCGUCACCCAGCCAGUCCACAGGCAGGGAGAAGAGCAGCACCCCGAGGAAGAGGAAGGCCCCGCUGCCACCCACAGGCUCCUUGAGCCAGGAGGAUAGGGAUGCCUAUGAGGAGAUUGUGAGGCUGCGGCAGGAACGGGCCCAAUUCUUGCACAAGAUCAGGGGCUUGGAGCUACAGGAGAAGCAGAGACGAGAGCGGGCAGAGCUGGAUGAGGGCUCCAUUCGCUCCAUGGAGAAGCAGAUCCAGGAGCUGGAGCAGCGGCUGGCAGCACGCGAUGGUGAGAAGCAGCGUCUGGGCAAGGAGGUGGAGGCUCUGCGAAGUCGCUUGUCCUCACUGGAGAAUGAGAAGGAGAACACGAGCUAUGACAUCGAGACGCUGCAGGAUGAAGAGGGAGAGCUGCUUGAGUUCCCAGGGGCAGAGCUGCUGCUCUCCAAAAAGACGCUGAGCCCCUCGACUGAAGAGCUGCUAGCCACGCUGCAGGGCCAGGUGCAUUCCCUCACCAUGCAGAACAAGGAGCUGAGGGAGAAAAUACAGAUCCUGGAGAACUACGAGAGGGACGAGAGCGACCGGGCCACCUCGGGUGACUUUGUCCCCGUCGGCCUCUACAACUCCCUCAAGUGUGAACUGGAGCAGCUGAAGGAGCAGCACGCCGCGGCGCAGGCUGCCUUGCGCACCCUGCACGAUGGCCAGCCCAAGGGCAAGGCUGUGCUGCCCAAGGCAGGCGGGCAGAUGAAGAAUGAGGAUGAGGGGCAGAUGCACACAAAGCAGGAAGACGUGAGCAAAGGCGGCAUCCGCAGGGAGGCGAGCCCUGGGCGGGAGACGAGCAGCGCAGCCGGGGAGAGAAGCACUGUGGAGCAGCUCACCCAAGAGCUUAGCCAGACCCAAGGCAAGUACAAGGAGGCACUGGCUGAGGUGCAGGCACUGCGGGAGCAGAUGCAGCUGGGCAUCCUCUCGGUGGUGGAGCCCACUGAGGGUACCGGUGCUGAGCUGGCAGCAGCAAAGGCAGCGCUGCAGCAGGCCCGGGAGGCCUUGGAGCAGCGGGAGCAGUGGGUGAGGGAGCUGCAAAGCCGACUGGAAGCUCGCGAGGCAGCUGGUGGCCCCCGGGCCUGCUCCGAAUCCGAGGACACCGUGGCCUCGCUGAGGGCGUCGCUGGAGGAGGCCUCACGGGAGAAGGAGGCCUUGAAGGAGCGCUGCGGCCAGGCGGAGGCAGCGGCGGAGGCCCUGCGCCGCAGCCUGGAGGCCAAGACGCGGGACUGGCAGGCAGCGGGCAGCCCUGAGCCAGAGGCUGGCGUGCUGGAGCGGCGCUUGGCCGAGCUGACGCAGCAGCACAGCGAAGUGAUGGCCCAACUGGGGCAGCUGCGGGAGGCGCUGGACCGCAAGGAGGCUGAGUUGGCCGCCCUGCGGGAGCAGCUGGCUGCUCAUCCUGUGGCCUGCCAGGAGCACGAGGAGGCCCUGGCGCGGCUGAAGCGGGCCCUGGCGGAGGCCGAGGGCCGCGUGUCACGCGACGAGCACGCCCGGGCCACCGGGGCACUGGAGGAGCAGGCACGGGCGCUGCGGGAGCGGGCAGCUCGGCUGAAGGCCGAGGCGGAAGCCAAGGGGCGCGAGGCUGCGCGGCUGGAGACCGAGCUGGCCAAGGCCCGGGAGGUGACAGUGCCGCGGGACGAGCACGAGGCGAUGCAGGCCGGGCUGCGGGCGGAGCUGGCGGCGCUGGCGCAGCGCCUCAGCGACCUGGCGCGGCGGCACGAGAAGACCAGCGAGGAGGUGUUCCGCGUGCAGCGGCAGGCGCUCUUCAUGAAGAGCGAGAAGCAGGCGGCCGAGGAGCGCCUGGCCGCCGUGCAAAAGCAGCUGGAGGAGGCACGGGCCGAGGCGCGGCGCCUCCAGGACCAGCACGGCCACGUCGAGGAUUCGGCCCGGCUGGUCAGGGACAAGGACAGGAAGAUCACUGAGCUCUCCAAAGAGGUCUUCAAGCUGAAGGAGGCCCUGAACGCCCUCCCCGAGCCCCGGGGUGCCCCACAGCUACCCCCCGACACUGCUGUGCUCCAGGCCAGGAUCCAGACCCUGGAGACACAGCUGGCGGAGAUGGAGACGCGGCACAGCAAGGUGGUCACGCUGUACCGGAGCCACCUGCUCUGUGCAGUGCAGGGCCACAUGGAUGAAGAUGUGCAGAAGCUCCUGUGCCAGAUCCUGAAGAUGCAGCGACUGCAGGAGCAGGGCAGAUGAGCUCCGGCCAAGCAGCCAGCACUGCGGCGCCCAGGGACACCGGCAGCAGCAGCAGCGGGGGGCAGGCUGAGGCUGAGCCCCCACAGCCAAACCGGCCCGCUG